Molecule: messenger RNA, 814 nt
Organism: Marmota monax (woodchuck)
Lineage: Eukaryota; Metazoa; Chordata; Mammalia; Rodentia; Sciuridae
Product: prorelaxin-like
Exons: 2
Coding region: 13-447 (144 amino acids)
Cellular component (GO): extracellular region
Molecular function (GO): hormone activity
Source: RefSeq, a predicted model, not a curated record
AACAAGCUCAGAAUGACAAUCUUGUUCUUGUCCUACCUGCUAGGAGUCUGGCUGCUUUUGGGCCAGUUCCCCAGCCAUACCACUGCAGAUUCACUGAAACACCUGUCCAGAAAUAUUUGCACCAUCGUCCUCAAUCGCUUUCAGGACAAAUGCAUGGCAAAGACGACAAAAGGCUCAGGUGUCCUUGGGGAUAAGACACUGCAAGAAGUACGACUGUCAGAACGCCCUGCAAUCUUCAGCCAUAGAGAUAUGGGAGUUCUAGUAACGUUGUCUGAGAUCAAUCCUAAUUUUCCAGUGGAGCUGAAGAAAACACUUUCUGACACUUGGUCAUUAUUGAGGGACCUACAACAUCCAAAAGACCGAGACAGGUUGCUCCAGGCAUUCACUCAUUUGUGUUGUUAUUUUAAUUGUUUCAAGAAUAUUAAGAAACUUAUUUGUGUUAUAUAAUGGAAAUCGUUUACUUAUCGUGUAAUAUUGAUUUGUAUUUUCAAAUAUAACUCCACAGAAAACCAAGUCAGUCUCCAGUAAUUAUCAAAAUCAGGAGCAAUUGUUGUUGGUGUGUUGUUCAUAUCUUCACUAUUCUGAAAGGAACAGUCUCCCCAGGAAUUUAAUUUGUACCAACAUGUAAUCCUUCAUGGGAAGGUGGUCUUUAUUCUUUUAUUAAUAGUAUAAUAACAUCACUACAUUUAAUUCUACAGAAUUUAAAAUGAGUAAAGAGUUUAUGAGAUAUCCAGUACUAUGACUCACUUCAACACUGCCUAUCUCCAGGAGGAAGAAGGCAACAAUAUUGUUUCAUGAACAAUAUCAGCAUAUA